Molecule: messenger RNA, 1520 nt
Organism: Camelus dromedarius (Arabian camel)
Lineage: Eukaryota; Metazoa; Chordata; Mammalia; Artiodactyla; Camelidae
Product: caspase-6-like
Exons: 1
Coding region: 337-1218 (293 amino acids)
Biological process (GO): apoptotic process; positive regulation of neuron apoptotic process
Cellular component (GO): cytoplasm
Source: RefSeq, a predicted model, not a curated record
ACACCUGCUGCACCUGAACUCUAUAAAUGAGAUUCAGGCCGUUUGUUCUCGGGAUAGGAACAGGCACCUCUCCGGGCGCCAAGCGGUCAUCCGCUUCCCCUGCCUUCCUGGAGGCCCUGACCCCGCUAGCCCCAAGUGAGGGACAGGGGCCUUCACUCGGCUGCAGACACCUGCCCGGGGCGCAUCCACGCCCAAACCCCCAGCCCACGGGGGCAGCGGGUGGCGGGCAGCAGGCGAGCAGGGAGCAGGGGCGCUGGGCGGAGUGGGAGGAGGAAGGGGCAGGGGCUGCCAGAAGCUGAGGCCGGUCUGGGAGUCAGUGCUGCGCCCUUGCCCGACAUGAGUUCGGCGCUGGAGUUCCGAGGGACUGGCUGUGCAGGUGAAGAACACAACGUGACAGAAACAGAUGCCUUCCCUAGGAGAGAAAUGUUUGAUCCAGCAGAAAAGUACAUAAUGGACCACAAGAGGAGAGGAGUUGCUUUAAUCUUCAAUCAUGAGAGGUCCUUCUGGCACCUGACGCUGCCGGACCGGCAGGGAACCAGCGCAGACAGAGACAAUCUUCAGCGCAGGUUUUCAGAUCUAGGAUUUGAAGUGAAAUGCUUUAAUGAUCUUAAAGCAGAAGAACUACUGCUCAAAAUUCAUGAGGCAUCAACCUCUAGCCAUGUAGAUGCCAAUUGCUUUUUGUGUGUUUUCCUGAGUCACGGUGAAGGCAAACCCAUUUACGCAUAUGAUGCCAAAAUUGAAAUUCAGACAUUGACUGGCUUGAUCAAAGGAGACAGGUGUCAGAGCCUGGUUGGAAAACCCAAGACAUUUAUCAUUCAGGCAUGUCGGGGAAACCAGCACGAUGUGCCCGUCAUUCCUUUGGAUGUCGUGGAUCAUCAGACAGAUGUGCCGGAUGCCAACGUAACCCAGGUGGACGCUGCCUUAGUGUGUGCACUGCGUGCCAGAGCGGACUUCCUCAUGUGCUACUCGAUGGCAGAAGGUUGUUAUUCUCAUCGGGAAACGGUGAACGGCUCAUGGUACAUUCAAGAUUUCUGUAAGAUGCUGGGAAAAUCUGACUCCUCCUUAGAGUUCACAGAACUCCUCACAGUGGUGAAUAGGAAAGUUUCUCAGCGCCGAGUAGAAUUUUGUAAAGACCCAAAUGCAAUUGGAAAGAAGCAGGUCCCCUGCUUUGCCUCACUGCUAACUAAGAAGCUGCAUUUCUUUCCAAAAUCUAAAUGAUAGGUGCUGUUUUGUUUUAUGUAUCUGUAUUUAAAAUAGAUUUUCCCUUCUUUUUAUAAAAAGAAGUAUUCCUAGGUUGAAGUUUAUGGUAUAGCAAUUUAAAAUGUUUUAAGCUUUAAUGACAGAACUUCAAAAAAAUAGUUCAUAUUGGAACACAGUGAAGGGGUUUGAUAUGUAGUAAUGAAAUCCUCAGGGAAUUCCUGUAAGUUAAAAAUGCAUUAGCAUUUCUAAUACUUGACUUUUAUAGUAAAUUGCAAGGUUACUCAUAAUAUCUGGCUGAUUUAACUUUUAUUUUCUGACUU